AUGAAUUCUAUCGAGCAAGAAGAUCAGAAAUACUGGGCUGAAGUCCAGGCCGUCAAAGAAUGGUGGCAGGACUCAAGAUGGCGGUAUACCAAGCGCCCGUUCACCGCAGAGCAGAUCGUUGCGAAGCGGGGAAACUUGAAGAUUGAAUAUCCAUCAAAUGUCCAGAGCAAAAAGCUUUGGGGGAUUCUGGAAGAGCGUUUCAAGAACAAAACUGCCAGCUUCACUUAUGGCUGUCUCGAACCCACAAUGCUCACCCAGAUGGUCAAAUAUCUCGAUACGGUCUACGUCUCUGGCUGGCAGAGCUCUUCUACAGCAUCGUCAACUGACGAGCCCUCUCCAGACCUUGCAGAUUACCCAAUGAACACUGUCCCCAACAAGGUCAACCAGCUAUGGAUGGCACAGCUCUUCCAUGACCGUAAACAGCGCGAGGAAAGAUUGAGGGCUCCUAAGUCCCAACGCGCCUCGCUUCCCAACAUCGAUUACUUGAGGCCAAUUAUUGCCGAUGCGGAUACUGGUCAUGGUGGAUUGACCGCUGUCAUGAAGCUGACCAAAUUGUUCAUCGAGCGGGGAGCUGCUGGCAUUCAUAUUGAGGAUCAGGCCCCUGGAACCAAGAAGUGCGGCCAUAUGGCUGGCAAGGUCUUAGUCCCUAUCAGCGAGCAUAUCAACAGACUUGUUGCCAUCCGAGCCCAGGCUGAUAUUAUGGGAACCGACCUCCUGGCUGUUGCUCGGACUGAUUCCGAAGCGGCAACCCUGAUCACAUCGACUAUUGAUCCCCGGGACCAUGCUUUCAUUAUUGGCUCAACAAAUCCUAAUAUCAAACCCCUCAAUGAUCUGAUGAUUGUUGCUGAGCAAGCAGGCAAGAACGGAGCGGAUCUCCAGGCAAUUGAGGACAAGUGGAAUGCUGAGGCGGGCCUAAAGCUUUUCUCCGAGGCAGUUGUUGACCAAAUCAAGGCAUCUUCUAUUCCCAACAAGCAGGCUGUUAUCGAUGGAUUCCUCCGCAGCGUCAAGGGCAAGAGCAAUACUGAAGCCCGUGCCAUCGCCAAGAAGAUCACCGCUUCAGAUACCUAUUUUGACUGGGAUGCUGCUAGAACUCGGGAGGGCUUCUACCGCUACCGUGGCGGUACCCAGUGUGCCGUCAACCGUGCCAUUGCCUACGCCCCAUUUGCCGAUCUUAUCUGGAUGGAGAGUAAAUUGCCCGACUAUGCCCAGGCAAAGGAGUUUGCUGAAGGGGUCCACGCUGUGUGGCCUGAACAGAAGCUCGCUUACAACCUUUCCCCAUCCUUCAACUGGAAGGCCGCCAUGCCACGUGGCGAGCAGGAGACCUACAUCCGCCGUCUGGGCGAGCUGGGUUAUGCCUGGCAAUUCAUCACCCUUGCCGGUCUCCACACCACUGCCCUUAUCUCUGACCAGUUUGCCAAGGCCUACUCCACAAAUGGCAUGCGCGCCUAUGGCGAACUAGUCCAGGAGCCCGAGAUGGAAAAUGGAAUUGAUGUCGUUACCCACCAGAAAUGGAGUGGUGCCAACUAUGUUGACGAGCUGUUGAAGAUGGUCAGUGGCGGUAUCAGCAGCACCAGCGCCAUGGGCAAAGGCGUCACCGAAGAUCAAUUCAAAUAG
Messenger RNA from Paracoccidioides brasiliensis Pb18, 1614 nucleotides. Its product is annotated as isocitrate lyase. The record is from RefSeq and is a predicted model, not a curated record. Bases 1 to 1614 code for a protein of 537 amino acids. The transcript is spliced from 5 exons. Gene Ontology annotation, biological process: carboxylic acid metabolic process. Gene Ontology annotation, molecular function: isocitrate lyase activity.